CGCUGCGUGUCCAGACUAUGGUCCAGUCCGAACAGCGCAGCCACAAUGACGGACACGGGGAGAAAGCUGCGGAUUGUAAAGAUGUUAAAGAUCCUCCUGAGCUGCGGCGCGUUGACUCUCGUGGCGUUACUCACGGCCGCGUCGUUACGCACGACGUUUAUGGACGUCAGCGCCGGACUCGAGCGCGUCCCGUGGGACAAAACCUGCAACAUUUCAUUUGAUAUAGACCCGGACCAGAGACAGCAGCUCCUCGAGAACUUCAAAGAGGCGAUCCGGAUCCGCACUGUGUCGUUCUCCCGCGCGGACCUCAACACAUCGGCCCUGCGCCACUUUGACAGUUUCCUUCAUAAAGCAUUUCCUACCGUCUUCUCUUCGAGCCAAGUCAAACAUGAGCUGGUGGCGAACUACAGUCACCUGUUUUGGGUUCAAGGGUCACGUCCUGAGCUGGAGCCGUACCUGCUCUUGGCUCAUAUCGAUGUUGUUCCAGCCUCAGAGUCAGAUGCCUGGGACCUCCCACCAUUUUCUGCAGAAGAAAAAGAUGGUUUCAUAUAUGGACGAGGGACAGUGGACGACAAGAGCCCACUCAUGGGAAUGCUGCAGGCGUUGGAGUUCUUACUGCUGAAAGGCUACACCCCACAGAGAGGAUUUUACAUCGGCCUCGGACAUGAUGAGGAGGUUAUGGGAAAUGAUGGAGCCUUGAAUAUAGUGCGAGUGUUGAAAGCGCGUGGGGUCAAGUUUCUGUUUAUCCUGGACGAGGGAUCGGUCAUAAUGGACGGAAUCCUUCAGGGUCUCGAUGGAGCUGCCGCUAUAAUUGCUACAACUGAAAAAGGGUCAGCAUCAUUAAAGCUGAGUGUGUCGAUGCCACCGAGCCAUUCGUCGAUGCCUCCCAGAGAAACCACCAUUGGCAUACUGGCAUCAGCGGUGAAAAGAUUGGAGGACAACCCGAUGAAGCGUUUGUUCGGUCAGGGCCCUGAGAGUGGAAUGUUGGAACAUCUCGCCCAUAAGUUCAGGUUCCCUUUGAAUUUUAUCAUGUCAAAUCUGUGGCUGUUUUCACCUUUAAUCGCCAGAGUCAUGGAAAGAAAUGAGACGACAAACGCGUUGGUGAGGACGACGACCGCGGUCACCAUGUUUAAUGCAGGAGUGAAGCAUAAUGUGAUCGCUUCAUACGCAGAAGCUUUUGUGAACUUAAGAAUCCACUCAGCGCAUUCACUCAAAGAGGUUUUGGAGUUUGUGGAGUCCACCAUCGGGGACCCGCGUGUGAAAAUCGAUAUCGUUGAGGGGUUUGACCCACUGCCCAUCAGCCCCUACGACGAAACGGCUUUUGGAUAUCAGCUCAUUAAGAAAACGCUCCUGGAUUUGUAUCCAUCUGUGACUGUGGUUCCAGGGCUCUGCAUUGCAAACACUGACAGCCGCCAUUUUAAAGACCUGAGCGGCGCCAUCUAUCGCUUUGCUCCUCUUUGGUUUAAACCCGGCGAUGCUCAAAGAAUCCACGGCAUCAAUGAAAGGAUUUCCAAAGAAAACUACGAGGGCCUUGUACGAUUUUUCUUCACACUUCUCCAAAACUGUGACAUAAAGAAACUUCCAGCCUCACACAGCUCUGUGCAUGAGCUUUAAUGUCAAAUAAAAGGGCUUGAAUGUGAUUUAUUCUGUUUAUAUUAAACAG
Molecule: messenger RNA, 1663 nt
Organism: Periophthalmus magnuspinnatus
Lineage: Eukaryota; Metazoa; Chordata; Actinopteri; Gobiiformes; Gobiidae
Product: N-fatty-acyl-amino acid synthase/hydrolase PM20D1.2-like
Exons: 13
Coding region: 46-1614 (522 amino acids)
Biological process (GO): amino acid metabolic process
Molecular function (GO): hydrolase activity, acting on carbon-nitrogen (but not peptide) bonds, in linear amides; metallocarboxypeptidase activity
Source: RefSeq, a predicted model, not a curated record